This is a messenger RNA of Acipenser ruthenus (sterlet), 1719 nucleotides long. It is a transcript of the gene dpep1, whose product is annotated as dipeptidase 1. The record is from RefSeq and is a predicted model, not a curated record. The transcript is spliced from 10 exons. Gene Ontology annotation, molecular function: metallodipeptidase activity. The coding region runs from base 205 to 1458 and encodes 417 amino acids. Gene Ontology annotation, biological process: proteolysis. Lineage: Eukaryota; Metazoa; Chordata; Actinopteri; Acipenseriformes; Acipenseridae.
AUAGACCACCUCAGGAAAAGAUUCAAUCUUUCAAGUCAGAGACAGAGUGACAGAGAGGGUGUGGAGACGGACUGACUGGGAGUCUGGUAUUUGAAGGGAAAGAUUCAAAAUAAGAAGUGAAGCAGGGAAAGUAUCAAGGAGAGCGACAGAAGGAAGACAAUAAGGAAUAUACUUUAUACAGUUUUUUUUAAAAACAUUAAAACAAUGUAUUGGCGUUUGAUACUAUUGAAUGUGCUGAGCGGGUUUAUCAACUGCUCUGCAGACAUUAACAGGGAAAAAGCAGAGAGACUAAUGGCAGAGACACCCUUAAUAGAUGGACACAAUGACCUUCCUUGGCAGAUGAGGCAGCUCUUUAACAAUGAGCUGGAAAAGAUGGACCUUAACACACUGGAAAAGACUCACACCAACAUCCCAAAGAUCAAAGCUGGCCACCUCAGUGCUCAGUUCUGGGCUGCUUAUGUACCCUGUGAGUCUCAGUACAAGGACGCAGUGAGGCAGACUGUGGAGCAGAUUGAUGUUGUGCACCGCUUGUGCCGUCUCUACCCUAAUGACUUGAUGUUUGCCAGAAGCACCGAUGAUAUUUUAUCUGCGUUCCAGCAGAAUAAAACAGCCAGCCUCAUUGGAGUGGAAGGGGGUCACUCCAUUGACAGCAGCCUGGGCACUCUGCGCAUGUUCUACAAUCUGGGGGUGCGCUACCUCACGCUCACACACAGCUGCAACACCCCCUGGGCAGAUAACUGGCUGGUGGACACUGGAAAGGACACAGCAAUAAACAAUGGCUUAUCAGAUUUUGGAAAAGAACUGAUUAAAGAGAUGAACCGGAUAGGAAUGCUGAUUGACUUAGCACACGUUUCUGAGAAGGUGAUGAACCUUGUUCUGGAACUAUCCAAUGCCCCAGUCAUCUUCAGCCACUCCUCAGCCUAUGAAGUGUGCAACAGCAAGCGCAACGUUCCUGAUGACGUCCUCUUAAAAGUGGCUCAAAAGAAGGGAAUCGUAAUGGUGAACUUUUACAAUGAUUACGUCACCUGCCAGAAAACUGCCAAUCUGUCAAAUGUGGCAGAUCACUUUGACCACAUCAAGAAGGUGGCUGGCCAUGAGAUCAUUGGCUUUGGAGGGGACUAUGAUGGAGUGACCAGGGUCCCAGAAGGAUUGGAGGAUGUCUCCAAGUACCCUGACCUGGUGGCUGAGCUGUUGAGACGAGGCUGGACUGACAUUGAGGUGAAGGCAGCGCUGGGAAACAACCUGCUCCGAGUCUUCAAGGAGGUGGAGAAGGUGCGGGACUCAAUGAGUAGUGUUAAGCCUUAUGAAGUUCCCAUUCCCUAUGCUGAAGUGGUGAACCCAUGCAGGACCAUGUAUGGCUAUCCGCCCCAGGACAAUGCAGGGAGCAUGGUCUCUCUGGGACUACAUCUCCCUGUACUCACACUGCUGUUGCACGGCACCAUAGUUUGGCUCUUUUAACUCCUCUGCAGUUGUCUAUUUCAGAACAGGAAUCUGUUUUCCAAAGCAUUACAAAGUGUAGUAAUAUAUUGUAAACUAUAGAAAAUGCUUAGAAUUAGCAAGGUAAAUUACAAAAUGACAGUGAAAAUGUAGCAUGGUUGGCCCUUAUUUGGGCUAAUCCCUUUAAAGGAGUGAUAACUAUGACUUUAAAAUAAAUUUUCUUAUUGGUAUCCUUAUUGCCGUGCUGAAGAUCUUUUCAAAAUAAAAUGUGCACACAUAUCA